AGCCAGAGUCAAGUUGCUCUUGGAAAGCGUGAAGAUAAUCCGUUUCAGUUGCGUAGAGGAUCACACAGUCACAUAAAUGCAGUAUCUAAACGUAAAAGAAGAUUGCAAAGCCAUGGCUUUCUGUGCAAAAAUGAGGAGCACAAAGAAGAGUGAAGUAAACCUGGAAGCUCAGCAUCAGGGUUUAGAAAUACUUUUCUACCUGCAAGAUAAAAAACCCAUUUAUUACACCAGUGGCGAGUUUACCUCGGAGGAGCUGUGCAUUGAAGCUGCCCAGAGGUGUUCUAUAUCUCCUCUGUGCCAUAAUCUCUUUGCGCUGUAUGAUGAAAACAAAAGACUCUGGUAUGCACCAAAUAAGGUCUUUAAGAUAGAUGAAAAAACAUCACACCGGCUCCAUUAUCGAAUGAG
This is a messenger RNA of Phaethon lepturus (White-tailed tropicbird), 405 nucleotides long. Its product is annotated as tyrosine-protein kinase JAK1-like. The record is from RefSeq and is a predicted model, not a curated record. Gene Ontology annotation, molecular function: cytokine receptor binding; non-membrane spanning protein tyrosine kinase activity. Gene Ontology annotation, cellular component: cytosol; cytoskeleton. Gene Ontology annotation, biological process: cell surface receptor signaling pathway via JAK-STAT; cytokine-mediated signaling pathway; tyrosine phosphorylation of STAT protein. The annotation marks the transcript as partial. Lineage: Eukaryota; Metazoa; Chordata; Aves; Phaethontiformes; Phaethontidae. The transcript has 3 exons.